Molecule: messenger RNA, 7113 nt
Organism: Ruditapes philippinarum (Manila clam)
Lineage: Eukaryota; Metazoa; Mollusca; Bivalvia; Venerida; Veneridae
Product: neurogenic locus notch homolog protein 1-like
Exons: 52
Coding region: 1-7113 (2370 amino acids)
Biological process (GO): heterophilic cell-cell adhesion; establishment or maintenance of epithelial cell apical/basal polarity
Cellular component (GO): protein-containing complex; plasma membrane
Source: RefSeq, a predicted model, not a curated record
AUGGCGGAAGAAAACAAAAGUGACAGGCGAUAUGCUGUUCUUAUUUUAAUUUUGUAUUUGAAGACUGUCGGCAUUUUUGCAGAUUCUGGAACAUUCUAUAUUUCAAGUGUAAAAUCAGAAACUGGAUCUUGUCAGUAUGACAGAAACGAGUGUAAGCAUGGAACUUGCCGAGAAACAAAGAAUGAGAAUGGGAGGGAUUAUCUCUGUGCCUGCCCACCAAAGAAAACUGGACUUUUUUGUGAAAAGACUAUGAGUGACUGCCUUGAUUGUUUGCCUGACGCCAGGAUAGAUUGUACAGGACUUGGCGAUGGCACAGCUGUGUGUAUAUGCCUGGAAUACGAAAGAAACAAGUAUGACGCGCCCUCUAUCUGCUUCUUUAGAAGACGAAAGAAAGACAGACAGGGAGACUGCAAGAAGCAUAAACAUAAUUGUACCCCAGGUCAGGAGUGUGUAGACUACGCCCAAGGAGAUAAAGGGUCAGCAAAGGUGUGCCAGUGUCCAGUCGGAAAUAUUCGAGGGCCUGAUAAUUGUGAACAAGAAUAUGAGUAUAUUGUACCUGGUAACAGAACCUCAUGUGUUGAUGCAAACAUAUAUGGACCAAUAUGUAUGUGUAACAAGUACGGUCGUAAGAAAGAUCAAUAUGGAUUCUGCAAAGCAAAAAUGAUUCAACCAAGCCUGUUUGGAACUAUGGGAGAGGAAGGGCCAUGCUCUUUAAGCAGAAAUAAAUGUCGUCAUGGUCAAUGUGUCCAGAUAGAUAAGGAAAAGUUUGUUUGUGCUUGUUACGGUAGAUGGAGAGGAAAAUAUUGUCACAUACAAACAAUCUGGUGUCACAGAUGUGAAAAAGAUCAAAGAUUUGAGUGUUUAGGCCUGGAGGAUGCCACUGUUGUGUGUAUCUGUAUGGGUUAUUACAAGAAUAAAUUUAACGCUCCAUCACUCUGCUUCUUUCCUGAUCCUCAUAAAAAACGACAAGGUCCCUGUGGUUUAGGCCGUAAUGAUUGUGAGCCUGGAAAAGAAUGUGUGAAUUACGCCCUAUCAGAUGAUAGUAACCAAGUGCUCUGUCAGUGUCCAGUUGGAAGGACCCGUGGUGUAGACUGUAUAGAAGAUUACAAAUUUAUUGACAUAUCUGGCACUCUGCCUACUUGCAUAUAUUCGGAUAAAUAUGGACCAUUCUGUGUGUGUAAAGAAUAUGGCAGACGGGGAAAAGAUCUGGGGUUUUGUAAACCAAAAAUAAGGGUCCAUGGCGCUGUGGUUAAACCAAAAGGAUCAGGGGGACCAUGUGAUGCUAGUGUAAACAGAUGUCGGCGAGGGGUUUGUAUAAAAACCGAGGCAUACAAGGGUUUUGACUACAUCUGCGCGUGUCCACCUGGAUAUACCGGAAGACUGUGUCAUCAUAAAAUGUUAACAUGUGUGCAUUGUGUGAACAAGGCAAGGACAGAUUGUAUUGGUCUACCAGACGGAACUGCCGUAUGUGUUUGUAUAGAACUGGUCGGAAAAAAGAGAAAAUAUGGGAAAACACCAUUGAUUUGCUAUUAUAAAAGCUACAAAAUAACUGAACAGAAAAGAUGUAGAUUAGGUGGCUAUGAAUGUGCUACAGGCAAGCAGUGUGUGAACUACGCUCAGCAUGAGAAUAGAGAUUGGAUGCUUUGCCAAUGUCCGGCUGGUAAAAAACGUGGAAAAUAUUGUAGUGAUGAUUACAAGAUUGAUAAACCAAGUGGAAGGAAUUACUGUGUUGAUACCAUACUUUAUGGUCCAAUUUGCAUGUGUGACAAAUACCCUGGACGAGAGCUCGGCUUUUGUAUUCCACAGCUACACAGGUCAGCCGGGUAUAAACUGGUAAAAAAUGCCAACACAGCUCUUAUACGAAGUGAUUCUCCAUGUAACAAUAAGGACAUAUGUAAAGGAGGAACAUGUAUAGAAGAGAAUCGCCAGAAAGAAUCCCUCUUUGCUUUUCUUUGUUCUUGCCCAAAUGGUAAAACUGGACAGCUUUGUCACCAAGACAUGUUAGAAUGUUAUCAUUGCAAGAAUGAGGCAAGAGAAGACUGUAUCGGUCUACCAGAUGGCACCACUGUCUGUAUAUGUUUAGAACUAGAGGACCGCAAAAAAGAUUUAGGAAAUACUCCUUUAAUAUGUUACUACAAAAUGUUCAAAGAUAUUACAGCUUACCAUAAGAAAUGCAUAGAUGGUGGCUAUGAAUGUCCCACAGGCAAGCAAUGUGUGAACUUCCAACAGUAUGCGGACAGACCAUGGUUCGGGUGUCAUUGUCCUGCGGGAAAAAAACGUGGCGAUCAUUGUACAGAAGAUUACAAGGUAGACAGACCCGGGGGACGGUUCCAUUGUGUUGAUACAAUACUUUAUGGACCUAUAUGCAUGUGCGGCAAAUAUCGUAAAAGAAAAUAUGGCUUCUGUAUACCCGAGGUGAAGGAGUCCACUGGGUACAGACACUUUAAAAAUGGCCAUACAGCACUUAUUAAACCUGAUGCAGGUUCUAUUUGUGAUCCAGAGCGUAACAUAUGUAAUGGAGGCACUUGUUUUGAAUUACCAAGCAAAUAUGAUCCAAAUUUCAAUUUUAUUUGCUCAUGUCCACUUGGAAAAACUGGAAAGCUUUGUCAACGAGAAAUGUUAGAAUGUUAUCAUUGUAAGGACAGUGGAAGAAGAGAUUGUAUUGGCUUACCAGAUGGAACUGCUGUGUGUGUUUGCCUGGAUUUGGAGAACCCCAAAAAACAUCUAGGACGUCCUCCAUUGAUAUGCUACUACAAAAGAUUUCAUAAGGAGGACCAGGGUGAAUGCAAAGAUGACAACGAUAAAUGUAGAAGAGGCAAGAAAUGUGUUAACUAUCAACAGUUUCCAAAUAGACCCUGGGUGGCAUGUCAGUGUCAGGCAGGUGAAAAACGAGGGGAACACUGUGAAAAUGAUUAUGUGUUUGACAGACCAAGUGGGCGUUUAUUCUGUAUAGACACACUGGUUUAUGGGCCACUCUGCAUGUGUAACAGGUAUGGGGAUUAUGGCUUUUGCAUUCCGCUGCUGAAAAAGACACCUGGCAUGAAAACAGAUAAAAGUGGUGAAAUAACAGCUGCAAAACCUGUUUCCCCAUGUAAAGCUAGCAGAAAUAUCUGUAAGAGAGGGACAUGUAUGGAGGAGAAGAGCGAUCAAGUUCCAAGUUUUGCCUUCAUUUGCUCAUGCCCUGUUGGGAAAACUGGAAAAUUUUGUCAAGAUAAAAUGUUAGAAUGUUUUCAUUGCAAGAACAAGGCAAGACGAGAUUGUAUAGGUUUACCGGAUGGUACAGGAACGUGCGUGUGUCUUGAAUUGGAGGAUCGCAAAAAGAAAUUAGGGACGCCACCGUUGAUAUGCUAUUAUAAAACGUUCUUUCUUCACUGGCAGAAAAGAUGCAAACCAGGUCGAUAUGAAUGUUCUACAGGCAAACAGUGUAGGAACUAUGGUCAAUAUAAGGAUAGGGACUGGAUGGCAUGUGAGUGUGAAGCCGGGAAAAAACGUGGGGAAUUUUGUCAUAAGGAUUAUGUGAUUGAUAGACCAGGAGGAAAGAACUUCUGUGUUGACACAUUGCUAUAUGGGCCAAUUUGCAUGUGUAACAAAUACCACGGAGGAGAGUACGGAUUUUGUAUUCCUGAUCUCGCAGAAACUGCUGGGUAUACACUGAUACAAAAAGAGGUUACUGCUCUUGUCAAAUCUAGUUCGCCAUGUACAUCAGGUCGUGAUAUUUGCAGAAAAGGAAAAUGUUACGAAUUACCAAGUAAAACAAGGCCAAGCUUUGAUUUUAUUUGCUCAUGUCCUGCCGGAAAAAUGGGGAAAUUAUGUCAACGAAAAAUGUUAGAAUGUUACCAUUGUAAGAACAAGGCAAGGAGAGAUUGUAUUGGUUUACCUGACGGCAAGGCUGUUUGUAUAUGUCUAGAGUUAGAAGAUCCUAAAAAGCAUUUAGGAAAACCGCCAUUAAUUUGCUACUAUAAACCUUUUAAACAAACGGAACAGGGAAUAUGCAGACGCCGCAAACACUGUUCUGAAGGGAAGGACUGUGUCAACUAUCAACAGUAUCCAAGAAGACCAUGGGUUGCAUGUGAAUGUCUAGCUGGCAAAAAACGUGGAAAGCAUUGUGAAGAUGAUUACCUUGUGGUUGCACCUGGACGUAAUUAUUGUGUUGAUACAAUACGUCAUGGACCAAUCUGCAUGUGUAGAAAAUAUCGUGGAGAUGGCUUUGGGUUUUGUAAACCAAAACUGAAAGAGAAAUCAGAUUCUGCCUGUGAUGGGAAUCAUAUUAUAUGCAAGGAAGGGAACUGUAUAGAAGCAAAAAGUCGUAAGAAGGAUACUCAAUUUAUAUGCUCUUGUCCAUUUGGGAAAACAGGAAAGCUAUGUAAUAGAGAUAUGCAAGAGUGUAGUAACUGCCGGGAAUCAGCAUUGACUGACUGUAUUUCUCUACCAGAUGGCACUGCUGUUUGUGUAUGUGUUGAACUCAAGAAGAAAAUGAUUGCCGAGGAACCUGUUAUUUGUUAUUUCAAUAAAGCAAAAGAACAUGAACAAAAGUUUUGCCAAGGUUGUGGUACCAAUGAAAAAUGUGUUAUUUAUGAUGGGACAUCAACAUGCCAGUGUUCAGCUGGAGAGAAGCGUGGGAAAAAAUGUAAUAAAAACUAUGAAAUAGUGACCGACCCGACAUCAUGUGUGGAUACUAAGGGACAUGGUCCAGUUUGUGUCUGUGAUUUGUAUGGAGGUGGCUUCAGCAAAUUUGGCUUUUGCAAACCAAACUUAAUGAAAAAGAAAAAACGGAGGAAAACAAAGCGUCGUCGUGGCAAAAGAGAAUUGCCAUCAAGGAAUUCAUCAUCUGAACUAAUGAUAAGAAAAGUGGCUUACAACAAAUAUUCAGCAGCUCUGAACACUCAAGAAAUACAGCCAUUUUCUCCAGCUUUACCAUCAAGCCAUAGAGUAGUACGAUCAGCAGGUUCUGAAUGUAAAUGCAAGGCUGGCAAAUGUAUAGGGGAUGGUUCAGAGUUUAUUUGCGCGUGUCCAACUGGAAGGACAGGAAGACUCUGUGAAAAAAAACAGUUAGAAUGUUACCACUGUAAGGACCCAGCACGGGCUGAUUGUCUCGGCUUACCAGACGGCACGGGUGUGUGUAUAUGUCGAGAAUUGGAAAAUCGUAAAAAAAAAUUGGGAAAACCGCCAUUAAUUUGCUAUUAUAAGAUGUUAAUAGAAAAUAAACAAUAUAAGUGUAAGUGGCGCAAGUUCAAAUGUCCUGAUGGAAAGAAAUGUGUUAAUUACGCGCAGCAUAAAAAUAGACCAUGGGCGGCUUGUCAGUGUGAAGCGGGCAAGUUGCGUGGGCCAAAUUGUAAAGACGAAUACUUGGAAGAUACACCGUCAUGGAAGUAUUAUUGUGUAGACACGCUGCUUUAUGGUCCGGUCUGUAUGUGUGCCGAGUACGGUGGAAGAAGUAAAUACGGAUUUUGUAUUCCCAAAGUCGGACAGUCUUCCGGAUACAAACUUAUUAAAGGUCACCAUACUGCACUCAUAAAACCUGGACCUGUCUGUGAAAUGAACAGAAAUAUAUGUAAUGGCGGAACAUGUAUAGAACUACCAAGUAAAGAGAAGCCUAAUUUUGCAUUUAUUUGCUCGUGUCCGCUUGGAAAAAUUGGAAACCUUUGUCAGAGAAAAAUGUUAGAAUGCUACCAUUGCAAGGACCCAGGAAGAAGGGAUUGUAUGGGUCUUCCAGACGGGAGAGGCGUGUGUAUAUGUCUCGAACUUGAAAAACCUAAAAGACAUUUAGGACAGCCACCGUUAAUCUGCUAUUAUAAAGUUUACAAAGAAGAGAAACAAUAUAAGUGCAAGUGGAAAAAGUACAAAUGUCCUCGUGGAAAGCAAUGUAUAAACUAUGGCCAGUAUAAGAAUAGACCUUGGGUGGCAUGUCAAUGUCAGGCUGGAAAAUCAAGGGGGAAGCAUUGUGAUGAAGGUUUUAGGGAAAGCACACCAAGUGGGAGGUUCUAUUGUGUAGAUACAUUGAUUUAUGGUCCUAUUUGUAUGUGUAGACAAUAUGAUACAAAAGAUAAAUAUGGCUUUUGUAUUCCCAAAAUUGCUAAAAGUGCUGGAUAUAAACUAAUUCAAGAUGAAAACACAGCACUAAUUCAACCUGGCUCUGUGUGUGAUAACAAAAAUAUAUGCAAUGGAGGGACAUGUAUAGAAUUGUCAAGCAAGCAAAAUCCUAAUUUUGCAUUUAUGUGCUCAUGCCCAGUUGGGAAAAUUGGAAAUCUUUGUCAAAGAGAAAUGUUAGAAUGUUACCAUUGCAAGGACCCAGGAAGAAGAGAUUGUAUUGGGUUUCCAGAUGGCACUGCUGUGUGUAUAUGUUUAGAGUUAGAAAAACGUAAAAGACAUUUAGGAAAGACACCUUUAAUGUGUUAUUAUAAAGUGUUUCAUAAAAAUAAACAAGGAACGUGUAAGAAGCCCAAGUACAAGUGUCCUCGAGGAAAGAAAUGUAUAGACUACGCCCAGCAUAAAAAUAGACCUUGGGCGGCGUGUCAAUGUCAGGCUGGAAAAUUACGAGGGAAACAUUGUGAAGAUGAUUACAAACGAGAUGUACCAAGUGGAAGGCAUUAUUGUGCUGACACGGUGCUUUAUGGCCCUAUUUGCAUGUGCAGAAAAUACAAUACGAAAGAUAAAUUUGGCUUUUGUAUACCAAAAGUGUCAGAAAAGGCUGGAUAUAAAUUAAUUCAAAGUGACAUGUCAGCACUGAUAAAAGCUGGACCUGUGUGUGACUCAGAAAAGGAUGUAUGCAAUGGAGGAACUUGUAUAGAAUUAUCAAGCAAACAACAGCUGACCUCUUCUUUUAUGUGCUCAUGCCCUGUUGGGAAAACUGGAAAGUUUUGUCAAAAAAGAAUGUUAGAAUGUUUCCAUUGCAAGAUCAAGGGACGGACAAGCUGCAUUGGCCUACCAGAUGGCACUGCUGUUUGUGUAUGUCUAGAAUUAGAGAACCGCAAAAAACAUUUAGGAAAACCCCCAUUAGUGUGCUAUUAUAAAAUGUUCAAAGAACGUUUUAUGAUUUUCAUCAAACAAUUCCUACUUGUAGCCGAGGAAUCAAUAGCACCUAACGCCAAUCUGGUUAUCCCAAAGCCAAAAUGA